Molecule: messenger RNA, 1308 nt
Organism: Beauveria bassiana ARSEF 2860
Lineage: Eukaryota; Fungi; Ascomycota; Sordariomycetes; Hypocreales; Cordycipitaceae
Exons: 2
Coding region: 1-1308 (435 amino acids)
Cellular component (GO): fungal-type vacuole membrane
Source: RefSeq, a predicted model, not a curated record
AUGUCGGAAGCCGGCCCAUCCAAGGAAGAAAAUCCUUUCAGAUCUGGGAGUGAAAGUGACCAGUCCGAUUCACAAAGCAAUCACAGCCAAAGCAAUCACAGCCAAAGCCCAAACGACAACCAAUCGUCUUCCACUGCUCCAGCCUCUGAAAAGGAAUCAAAAAAGCAAAAGAACAAGGGCAACGACAAGAACGCCAAAACACACUUUAAGAAAUUUUGGAAAUAUUACGCCAUUGGAGUUGUAUUGGGUCUGGCUAUUUUCUUGCCUCUCUUAUUCAAAGUCUUUAUCCCCCUCAUCAUUGCACGCUUCAUCAACUCUCGCAACAUUCUCGUUCAGCAUGCGGAUGUUUUCAUCAGAAACUCAAAAGAGAUUGAAUUCGCCGCCAAUGCAUCCGUCAAAUCACCAUUGGGUGCCAGGGUCGGCGACCUUGAGUUUACGCUGCACGACACCACCAUAGCUCAGCCACCGACCGUGCUUAGCGCGGAUAUCAAGGGCUUCCCGAUCAAAAAGGCUACAAAAAUCGACAUCAAACAAGGACUAUUGCACGUAAACGACUCGGAUGCCCUUGUCGACUGGGCAGAUCGAUUCAUCGACAGCGAAACGAUCCCGUUUGACGUGCGCGUCAAGGGCCUCGACGUCUUUCUCGGAGUCCUGCGCUACACUUUUAAUCUCGAACGGCCCAUCUCGAUCAAUGGCCUUCGCGGACUCAGCGACAUUACUGUGAAUGAGGUUGAGCUCAUGCUGCCACCCGUCGCGAACAAGAAUGUCCAGGCAAACGUUAGCCUUUCCAAUCCAAGCUCCAUCAGCGUGCAGGUUGGCAACGCGACAGUCGAUCUGAGCGUCAACGACAUUAAAAUCGGCGAGGCAUUCGCGUACAACAUCAGCCUGGUGCCGGGCGUCACCAACGUGCACAUUGACGGCCUGGUGGACAUACCGACCAUCGUGAGCAACCUCGGCCGCAUCAUCCGCGGCCAAGCGUCAGAGCUGCCGGCUGGUCAUGUCAAUCUCCAGAUGCAAGUCACCAGCUUCACCAUGCACGGGGAAAAGAUUGACUUUUUGGGCGCGCUGCUCCGCAAAAGAGUGCUGAUUGGCAAGGUACCGCUCGUCACGCUCAUCAACGGCGCCGGAACAAGCAUAAUCAAGACUGGCUUGGUGGGCAUGGGCAUGGCAAACGGAGCAGCGACGGGCGGAACCAACUUGCUUGAUGCGAUAGGGGACGUGUUUUCUAAUGCGACUCUGCUGAACCGGAUCCAAGGGCACUGGGGGCAAAAGAGGACCCGUGAGAAAUCGAAAUAUAUUGCUUUUUAG